CGUACCGAUCCGUGCCAGAUGAUAGAGCUGAUCUCGUCGCGUAACCCCUCUAUUUCGGACCGCGCGUUGGAAUUAUCAACUCUAGGUCCUCGCCCGACCCAUGACUCUCAUCUCUUUUGCUCAGAUAACGAUAGCUAAUUGGCGCAAAGAAGAAGCACCCCUUCGUCCAAUGGUCCCUGCCAAGGACGUCGUCGGUCAUUGAGAGGGACGUACUUAACUGCGACCGUGUGACCAGUGCUAUGUGACCGAGUCCUCUCCUUUCCCCAGCUUCCCUAUGCCCAAAUGUUAGGCAAGAUGAGCGUCGCUCCAGGAGCAGACAACUUUGACGAUGAAGGGGCGCGAUACAAACGCCAGAGAAUGUCCUCGCCCUCACCAGCACCUACCCUUGUGACAGAUCCCCGGGAUACUGCUACCGCUAUCACGAAAGCGGAAUUACCGUUACGACCACUUACCGUCGACGAGCAUCCUGUCCAUAGCCAACGACAAUGCCGCAUUUUCCAACUUCCCUUCGAACUUCGAGAGAUGAUUUACGACAUGGUCUGCGUCAACGAUGGCGUAUCGGCAGUCAUGGGAAGAAAUACAAGUCGCCAUGCAAGUCAAGAUUCGGCCAAGGAGCCGGCGUUCCUUCGAAGCUGCCGGCUAGCACGCCUCGAAGGUCAACCCAUCUUCUACCAGAAGAACGACUUUGUGGUCAGGCGUCGCGACUCGAUCAACUUCCACCCUCGGCCGCUCGUCGAUGAACCGAUCGCAUACCCUUACAGCUCUUUCAACACUGGUGUUCCCAGGUGGUUGGACAACAUGAGCAGCGAGAAAAUCGGUAAGAUCCAAACAGUGGUGCUUGUGCAGAUAGCACGAGGAGUGUACAAGGACGCAUACAACGAGUGGCAUCGCGACGGAUCGGCCAUGUUUCGCAUCAAGUACUCGAAGAAAAGACCGAGUGGCUAUGAGAUUCAAUAUGUCCGCGUCGACACGAGCGGACGAUCAGACAGAUAUGCUGAAAGGCUCCGAGAGGCUCUGGAAAUGAGAAUGGACAAAUUGGUAAAGGACCUGGGCAUCAAGCAGUGGAAUAGGCAGUCGAUAUGGGAUAUGGCGUAUCUUCUGUGAGCUGGACCUCGGGUGGUGUGAUCAACAUUGACGAAUGGGUGGCAUGGUGUGGGACAUUGAAUAUGGCAGGUGCAUGGGUUGAGUUCGGUCGUUGGGCAUUUGUCGGAGUUGGCUUGGUAUACCGGAAGGCGUAAGCAUUGGAUGGCGGGGCGUAAAGGUUGUGUUUUCUCGUCAGCUUAGCAGCAUACUCAACGUUAUCAGAUUUGUGAUGAAAAUCAAAUUCCCAGGACUCAAGUGAAGGACCCGG
Molecule: messenger RNA, 1351 nt
Organism: Aureobasidium subglaciale EXF-2481
Lineage: Eukaryota; Fungi; Ascomycota; Dothideomycetes; Dothideales; Saccotheciaceae
Exons: 2
Coding region: 283-1104 (273 amino acids)
Source: RefSeq, a predicted model, not a curated record